Dissoconium aciculare CBS 342.82 is the source of this 1005-nucleotide messenger RNA. RefSeq names its product Per1-like protein. Gene Ontology annotation, molecular function: hydrolase activity, acting on ester bonds. Gene Ontology annotation, cellular component: endoplasmic reticulum membrane. The transcript has 4 exons. The record is from RefSeq and is a predicted model, not a curated record. NCBI's taxonomy places the organism in Eukaryota, Fungi, Ascomycota, Dothideomycetes, Mycosphaerellales, Dissoconiaceae. Gene Ontology annotation, biological process: GPI anchor biosynthetic process. Bases 1 to 1005 code for a protein of 334 amino acids.
AUGCUACCGGUGGUUCUAGCCGGGUUAUGGCUCGCCGGGAGCGCGUCGGCGAGUUUGGGGGAUCGCUUGCCUGAGUUUCGGGAGUGUGUUGCGGAGUGCAUUACGACCAAUUGCGGCUCCAAAGGCCUACACAUUCCCAUCAUCAACCGCCUCCUCCUCUGGGACUGCCCGUCCGAAUGCGACUAUGCCUGCCAACACAUCAUCACCGACCGACGGAUCGCUCGCGAGCCGCCGUACCUGCAGCCCGUGCUCCAGUUCCACGGGAAAUGGCCUUUCCACCGCCUGCUCGGCGUCCAGGAGCCCUUCAGCGUGCUCUUCUCGCUCUUCAACCUGCUCGGGCAUCACUGGGGCGUGGGGCAGAUCCUCGCACACAUCCCCGCGCGUUACAGCCUGCGGAGAUAUUACCUGCUGCUGGGGUACUUGGGGAUGGCGAGCUGGGUGUUCAGCAUGGUCUUCCACACGCGCGACUUCGGCGUGACGGAGAAGCUGGACUAUUUCGCCGCGGGGGGGAGUGUGCUGUACGGGCUGUACUAUGCGCCGGUGCGGAUCUUCCGGUUGGACAGGGGCGCCGCGGUCGAGGAGGGCGCGGGCAGGCGCAGGCGGAAUGCGAGCACGAGGAAGGACACCGUGCUGCGGGUCUGGACCGUGCUGUGCCUGGCGGCGUAUCUGGCGCACGUGUCGUACCUGUCGUUUGUGCGCUUCGAUUACACGUACAACAUGGCGGCCAAUGUGGUCGUGGGCCUGCUGCAGAACAUCCUCUGGACGAGCUUUGCCAUCUACCGCUAUCGCAAGACGCGCCAGGGCUGGACGCUGUGGCCGGCGUAUAUCGUCAUGAUCGUGGCGUCGGCGAUGAGCUUGGAGUUGUUCGAUUUCCCGCCUUGGUUGGGCAUGUUGGACGCGCACUCGCUGUGGCAUCUCGGGACGGUGGGACCUGUGAUAUGGUGGUACUGCUUUCUCAUCAAGGAUGCCCGUGAUGAUCUGCAGAAAGAACGAUUGAAGGCGUAA